Molecule: messenger RNA, 960 nt
Organism: Closterium sp. Naga37s-1
Lineage: Eukaryota; Viridiplantae; Streptophyta; Zygnematophyceae; Desmidiales; Closteriaceae
Source: the annotation of a GenBank genome assembly
AUGGAGUGGUAUAUGGCGAUGGAUGAGCGGCUACUGCAAGGAGGAUUUCAGAAAAGUGAAUGUGAUAGGUCAUUCUACUGGAAGGGAGAAGGGAAGGAGAAGGUGUUCUUGGUGCUAUACGUGGAUGACAUCUUGGUGGCAGGGGCGUUACAGGAGGAGGUAGAGAAGGCGUUCAACUGGGAGAGCUGGCGCGGCGAGAAGCAGCUGUGGUACGACGUGCUGAUGGCGCGCGCGGCGGAGGUGGCGGAUAUGGGCUUCACGGACGUGUGGCUGCCGCCACCCUCCAAGGCCGUCGAUAAACAGGGCUACCUACCAUCGCAGCUUUACAACCUCGACGCAUCAAAGUACGGCGACGAAGUCCACCUGCGGCGGCUCAUCCGCCGUCUCCACUCCACCCACGUGCGGUGCAUGGCGGACAUUGUCAUCAACCACCGCUGCGGGGACUUCCAGGACGCCCACGGCAACUGGACCAUCUUCGAGGGGGGAACCCCCGACGAGCGCCUCGACUGGGGGCCGUGGGCGAUCACUGCGGGGGACAUGCCGUACGGGGGUGACGGGAAGGCGGACACGGGGGAGGAUUACAGGGCGGCCCCGGAUAUUGACCACACGAACGCGCGCGUGCAGCGGGAUUUGAUCAACUGGCUGCUAUGGAUGAAGCGCGAGGUGGGGUUCGACGGGUGGCGCUUCGACUUUGCGAAGGGCUACGGCGCGGAGUUUGUCGGGAAGUAUUGCCGCGCGACGGAACCCACUCUAGCCGUUGGGGAGGUGUGGAAUCCGAUGAGAUACGAUGGGGAUGGGCAGCUGGCGUGGAACCAGGACGCGCAUAGACAGGCGCUGGUGGACUGGGUGGAUGGCACGGGAGGCGUGUGCGCUGCGUUUGACUUUACUACCAAGGGGAUUCUGCAGCAGGCUGUGCAGGGGCAGCUGUGGCGGCUUAAGGACGGCGCGGGGAAGCCGUGA